CGUCGUUGCAGAGUUGGGUAGGGCUCCUGCCAUCUUUUGAAUUGAAGCAGACUCUAGAGGAGGGUCCCUAAAGUAAAUGUAAAUCACAGACAUCCUCCGCGUACGUUGCCUCGGGAUUAUGCAAGCCUCGAUCAUUGGAGCUAAUUUUAUUUAUUUAUUUUUAUAUUUAUUUUCAUAGCUGGGAAUUCGGAUCUGAGUGUGGUAAGCCAGCCCAGGCUGAGUGUGGUAAGCUAGCCGAGGCUGAGUGUGAAGGAGGUUAUUGACUCGGUUGGUUGUAACUUGUCAAGCUCGGGGCACCAGACUUGCUGAGUCGAGUGGACAAGUUACCAAAGGUCAGGUACCCUGUCACGCCAUUGUCGGACUGAUUCCACGUCAAGAAGCUCACAAAGAAGCUGUCAUCUCAAACGACCUGCUCAAAGUACUUAUGACAUUGUCCCUGAUGUGUAGCUUCGGCUGCACUUGUACUCUGCCCCCUGUCCUGUGCACUACGACCACGGAGAAACUGUUUGAUUUGUAUCUGGUGGUGGUGCCAGGAGUUCAGGAUAUUUCUUCACGCUACUUGUUCCUCAAAGUGACAGGAAGGAAUUACAGAGGAUGCGAAUUUAUCUUCGCAGCUUGUGAGGAGAUCAAAUUCUUUGACUAGUACGCGCUGGUGGGAUCAGGGUGGGAGAAAGAGAGGGGGACCGUGGAAAACGUUACUAUUCCCAGAGGUAGGAUUUUGGGACUCUGGGAUCAAUUGUGAGACUAGGGCAUCAGGGCAGCUUUUUCCAUGUGGGGGUGGAUGUCAAGGUGCUCUCCACCAUCAGUGAUGUACCCCUUCGAGGACGUCUACGCAUUUCUCUGCAUGUCUUCUCCCUGCUUAUUGCAUCACUGUACUGCGCUCGCACAGUAUGUGGUGAAGAAUAGCAAAGCAUCUUCCAGGAGCUCUUACACCUAGUCCAGGAUCAAGACGUCUCCAAAUUACACAAAGCGUGUGUAGGGAAGACGACAGCAUUGCACUGCGCAUGAUCUCUCGUCUAAGAGAAAGAACUGGGAGUUUCGAAACUUUAGGGGUUGUUCCCUUGGCGCCUGAACAUUCUGUGAGGGGGAAGCUAUCGUGAUGCUUUUAGACUGCUGGACGAUGUCCAGCGCUUCUCUCCUAUAACUCGAGAACUGGAACGUUUAUCGUGUCUCGUGGUGACGGACUUGCAGAAGUCGUUGAUUUAGGCGCAGGCCCGGAGAUGAAAUCAACGCUUCCGUGGGGGGAACGAGGACACCUAACAUGAAGGCUGCUUCUGGAAGUGGAUCAUCCGUGCGGUGAAUAGGAGAUGCGAGGCUGUUUAUCACAUUGUACUAUACAAGGAAACCAAACAACCAUGCUCAACAACAUCGGUCUUGUCUAGUUUGCGCUCAGAUGCAGAGUUCAGACAGUUCAGGAAUCCUACAAGUAGUGGAGGAAUCAGACGUAAGUCAUGUCAUCGGGAUCUAGCGCUCCGAAAAGUUCGAAUGCAGCUACUUCCGUGCUUUCCCAAGCAUCCGGUGGGUUUCAUUGUUCCGACUCUAGAUCAAGGACCCCAAAGAGAAAGAGGCUCUCAAAACCAGAGGAAUCGUGGAAUAGCACGGAGAGCAGCGACACCACUCCAGAGUUGGAUAGCAGCUCCGCAGAGGGCCCCAAUCGGUUGAGUGCGGGGGCAAUGAGCAAGAAAAGGUUUGUGGGUGUACGGCAGCGACCAUCCGGCAGAUGGGUCGCGGAAAUUAAAGACACCACGCAGAAGAUUCGUUUGUGGCUGGGGACGUUUGAUUCAGCCGAGGAGGGAGCCAAGGCGUAUGAUAGUGCCGCAAGGGCUUUGAGGGGGAACAAUACACGCACCAAUUUCGUCCCUGCCCUGCAAUCGAGUGAGAGUUCGAUCCCUGCUUCCAAAGCCGCUCGCCUCAUCUUUCUUCGGAAAAUUGCAGCCUCAAAAUCCAAAUGCUGCGAGAAAGAUCAGAAGCAAAAAGCCGGCUGCGACGCCAAGAAGCAGCAGGAUGCAACUAGCCAAGUAGACCAGGAUAGGCAGGAACAACUUCCAAGGUUUCCAGCUGAAACAACAUGUCCUGAUCUUUUCAACCACAGACUUUCUGCAGGAACAAAGCAGGAACAUGAUGGUACACUCUUGGCUGCAGAGAAUGAUGCCCCCAAGCUCGAGGAAGGCCUCGUAUCUGUUGCAGUAUCUCACCAGAGGCAUGCCUCCUCCUGUAAUCUCUCCGCUUCUUCAUCCAGAAUCCCUACCUUUGAUUGUCCGAAACCAAACCUCGGAGUGGACAAAGACAACACACACUUGGAAAUUGCAACAGAUUUACCCAAUAUAACGACUGCAGGUCAAGAAGUUGACAAGCCCCAAUCACCAAUUCCGUUAACAGAACCUGAUAACGACACCCUGCAGGGUUCAUCAGCGAUCUCACAUCAAACUAUUACGGCAUUGGAAGCAAAGCCAAUCACCAACAGGUCGGAUCACGUCAGCGCCGAUGCGCCACACAAGGAAGUUGCAAGGUAUGGACGCGAUACCAAGAGUUCAGAAGAUGGAAGAUGCAGGGUGAUAAAGAAAUCUGGAUGUUGUGGAACACAAGAAGCGUUAACAAUUCCAAUUGGGGAGAUGGCUGAGGUAGAGUAUGCAAGCUCUAACAAGUCUACUGUUUUGGAGCUGAACACACAACUCGACAAGCCCGUUCUACGAGAGAAAGACCUCUCAGAAACAACGUUAGAAGUUCCUGAAAUCCCCUGGUCGGAUUUCGCGUUCAUGGAUGGGCUGGACAUAGGCUGCGAAUGCUCUGGGGCCUAUACCUCUGACUUCGAUUUCUCAGCGGAGGCCAUCGACAGAGACUCUUGCAACACGAGCUACGUUUUGAAGGAACAGUACAUGUCCGACGAGUCCAACAAAUCCUUGCUCGAGGUACCACAAUACAAUCACUCUGCCAGUUGUUCCAAUACCUUUCAAGGAUGCCCACUUCCCACAGACCCCAGCUCCGCAUUGGAGUCCUGCUGCUGUUUGUCACCAUCUUCAUUGUCUCCCCAAGAUCACUUACGUCACAGUCUCUUCAUCUCACCAUUGCUGCAGUGGAAGAUACGAGAUCGACAACCGAAUGUCAGCAUUGAUAUCUCCAUGGCUGCUGCCACGAGUUCUGAUCGCUGCGAAAGCUCCAGUCACAACUACAAGUCCUGUCCAGUUCGACGUAUUCCACACUAAUUUUAAAAAUAGCAUGAUCGGCGUAAUACUGCAAUAUUCUAGGUUUGUUUAGUACCCUAUUAGACAGACUGUAGAGCAAUUGCACCUCAACAUUUGGGGUGGUGUUCGAUAAGGGACCACAAAAGACGUCAAUAUAUACCAUUUUCACCGACUGAUUAUAUCAGGAGGAAGGAGCACCCAACUGGUUUGGUUCUCAUUACCAGAGAACAUUUUAUCUCUUGUCAAUGGAGGAUUGAUCAGAUUGUUAAGUUUCACAAGACGAGUUCUUCUUGCACAGUGCAACAUAAGAACCACUUCAAUAGUCAAAACCAACUGUGGGGUUCAGUUUCAAAA
Molecule: messenger RNA, 3536 nt
Organism: Physcomitrium patens
Lineage: Eukaryota; Viridiplantae; Streptophyta; Bryopsida; Funariales; Funariaceae
Biological process (GO): regulation of DNA-templated transcription
Molecular function (GO): DNA binding; DNA-binding transcription factor activity
Source: RefSeq, a predicted model, not a curated record